CUUUCUCAUUUUGUUAGCUGCUAUAAGUUUUAAUCCAUAUCUAACUGUAUUUGGCUGACAUAAUUCUUCAGUUAAUACUUUAUAGGCGAUUCUUUUUCUCUUACAGAAUAGUUUUUCUUUCCCAUUUACUAGAGAAUUCGAUAACCCAUUUCUGUGAUAUCCUUGAUUUAUUUUGUGAAACUGCUUUGAUUCCUGUAUUACAUUCUGUUCGGAUUCUGUUACGAUCCAUUUGUCAACAUGUGGGAUGCUAAUAUGAGGUAUCCCAUAUCGGUAGAAUGGGAUGCUGUGUUGUGGGGUAUAAAUGUGCGUGGGUUCCCUCCCUCUAACAACUAGCUUUUAGGGGUGAAUUCUCCUAAGUCACGUAUCAAAUGGUAUCAGAGCCUACACUAUGCCUCCCAGCCUCCCAGUUGCAAUGGUGCGGCGCAGGUGGUGACGUUGGUAUUGCAGUGUUCGGCUGGGACUAGGUGGACUAGUGAAAAGCCAGCCUGCGUGAGCCUCGGGACUGCGGAAGCGUGGUGGGAUGUUACGAUCCAGUUGUCUUAUGUUGGUAGUAUGGGAUGCUGUUGUGGGGUAUAUAUGUGCUUGGGUUCCCUCCCUCUAACAGCUAGCUUUUAGGGGUGAGUUCUCCUAAGGCACAUAUCAGAUUCUUGCCCACAUUGUUUUUGUACAGAUUCUUUACAUGAAUUUUGUACAUGGUUUAAGUGGUCCAGAUAACUUUGCUCUAUUUCAGCUUCUUGGGUCUUCGAGGAAAAUUUUGUUGGCUACUUACCCAUUUUAACAUAAUUUUGGCUAUUUACUUGCUACUGACAUGAAAACUUUUGUGUUUGUGUGCACGCAUGUUUACGUUAGGAGGGGUUUGAUGUUGAGCUAAAUAUCUGCUAUAUUGGAACUAUGUACUUCAUGGGAGAUUGAGAUUUAAUAUGAUUGUUGACAGUCAAACACAAUUGGUUCAACAGAGGAGGCUUGACACCUCUGUGCAUUGAAGAUGUGCUGGUUGAAAUGUAUAAUACUGGUGAAAUCUUACGUACUGGAGAUCUUGGGGAUCCAACCAGUGGACGUCUCUCCCAAUUGUUUAGAAGAAUGUCACAUUUGAUGGGCAUAUUGAGAUCACCCACUCCAAAAGAAAUUUUUGAAGAUCGGUUCAUCCUUAAGACACUACUGCAGGAAAGAGCUGCUGAGGUUGUCAUGCUUUUAUCUGAGAACCAUUGGACUUCAUUUUGUAUUGUUACAAUGGAGAAAUUCCAUAGAAUUUGUAAAGGAUCCAGUGAAGCUUCUGCAAUCUUGGGUUACUUAUCAGAUUGUGGAAAGGCACUAUACCUCUCGAUCAACAAAAAGGAUCUCAUCGAGGGUGUCAAAGUUUCUCUUGUGCCAGCGGUAGUUCCUAGCAUCUCAAGUCUUGAUUGCGAUGUUUUGCACUUGAUUUGGACCACAGAAAAACUUCAGCAACAACUUGAUGCAAUUGACCAACGUUAUGAAAUGUUAAGAAAAUCAGCAUUAACUUCCCUGAAGUCUAGGGACAAAAAGGCUGCAAUCAGAUAUGCAAGGCAGUUGAGAUUGACCACUGAAAGCAGAGAAAAGUGUGCUUCUCUUUUGAACCGAGUGGAGGAAAUCCUUAGUGUCAUAGCAAAUGCUGAAUCUACAAAGAAGGUUUCUGAAGCUAUCCAAAUUGGAGCUCGAGCAAUUAAGGAAAAUGGUGUGAGUGUGGAAGAAGUCCAACUUUGUCUCCAAGAGCUUGAUGAGAGUGUCACCUCACAAAAACUGGUGGAAGAAGCACUAGAAUCAACUGCACUUGAACAGACAGGCGUUGAGGAUGGAGAUGUUGAAGAGGAGUUCAAGAAACUGGAGUUGGAACUUGCCAAUGAAACCCAACAAAUAGCAGUGCCUGAAAAAAUUACUGUCAGUGAUUUGACAGCAACAACUGAAUCACUAAGCAAUGCUUUAUUAAAUCUCAAGUUGGUAGAUAGUGCUGAAACGGAAGCUGAGAAUCAGGAAUCUGCUUUACCAGUGAGCAACAAUUUGCCCAAUCUCAUGCUUGAUGCUGCGUAGAUAGUUUUGAAGAAAACACCAGAGGAUGCUUUUGGAGUUAAAAAGCAUACAAAUGGUACAUAAAAGGCAACAGUGAUUGUGAAACCAUAACCACCAGGGGUAUCAAACUAUCAUCAGAAGGAUGGUGUGGAAUGGGCGAUCAACCAUUCGUUGCAGUGAUUAUCUUAAAAGCAUCCACGGAUUUAUGUGUUUAAAUGACAAUUGGAGUAUUAUGGCAUAUUUGCGGAGGGCUACCUGUUCUUGAACCUACAAGCCUAUUCUUCAUGAUUUCUUGGGGUGCUUAAGGGACUUUACCUGUGUCUCUUUUCAUCAUGUGCGAAAAACUGAUGAUUCUUUAUCCCGUGCGUUAGCAACAUCAUGUCAUGAUUUGGAUGUUUUUCAAGUCGAACUCUGUAUUAAUCAAUUUGCUUUGAUGAAACUGUGUUCAUUACUAAUGGGACAAACCAACUCCCCCUGUUCAUUAGAAAUUUUUCGCCAAGGGAGGCAGAUACAGAGAUUUAUUAAGAUGCAACGUAGAGAGUGGGUUGCCUGAAA
This is a messenger RNA of Nelumbo nucifera (sacred lotus), 2580 nucleotides long. The record is from RefSeq and is a predicted model, not a curated record. NCBI's taxonomy places the organism in Eukaryota, Viridiplantae, Streptophyta, Magnoliopsida, Proteales, Nelumbonaceae.